AUGCUGUCAGGCAGAAACCCUUUCAACUACGUCUGCCCUAUGACGGUCUUCCAGCGCAUGGCUGCCAUUGCACUCGUGGGGAAGGCCGCCGAAGGCGAUUGCUGCACCACGUACAAUGCGGUGCCGAUGAUUUGGCCGUACCAGUACCCGGAGUGCGGGAAGUCGCACUGCCCUUCCUGCUGGCGCGCCGACGGCCACCUGGCCUCCUCCGACGUCAGCAGCUUCGCUGCCUUGGGCUUCGCUGCCUCACUGGCGGUCAGCAGUCCCAAGGUGCUGCUUCCAGAAGCGCCGGAACAGACUCGGCGGCUAGAGGACAUCACAAGGCACGCCGGAAUUGCCUCCAAGCAAAUGCUGGCCAGAGCCAAGCAUGGCUUUCGCGAGCGGGUGGUGAACCUUUGCCCACGCAUCUCAGACUGGGAGGAGUACUACCUCAACGAUGACGCAGAGAAUGUCCACGCACGCGUUUACAAGUCGGCCAGUGCACAGGUGGCCGUGGUCUCCUUCCGCGGCACACAGGCCAAAUCGGCCCAGAACUGGGAGAUUGACUCGGACAUCAACAUGCUCAACGUCGAGCUGGGCGCUCCAGGGCCCCAUGGCCCCGCCCCUGCAGAGGUGAACGUUCAUGAGGGCUUCUACUUGGAGCUGCAGCGUGUGCUGCCUCACGUGCGCAAGUGGGUGGAAGGCUACAUCGAGGGGACGCAGGGCCUGUUCGGCAUUCCCAGCUACUGGAAGCUCGUCUUCACUGGCCACAGCCUGGGCGCUGCGCUCGCGAUUCUGGCGGCGACCAUAGCGGAGGCCGAGUCGUGGCCCCGCCUUCCCGACGCAGUCAUCGCCUUGGCGUCGCCGCGCGUGGGUGACAGGGGGCUCAGCCAGUGGUGGGAGUCCCGGGGCCUCUGCAAGAAGCUGCUGCGGGUGUCCGUCUACAACGAUGUGAUUACCUACAUGCCCUUCAUGGAGCCCCUGCAGCUGAUGGACACCUUGAACUACUGCUUCCAAAACGCGAUGCGCUGCCUUGGGCAGCUGGCCAGUGGGCCCAAGUCCUUGCACCCCAGCGAGAGGUGGGCCCACGUUUGUCCAUCCAGCGAGCUGUACAUCCCUGGAGCCGUCAAAGGUGUCAACUCAAAGAUGGAGGAUUUCUCACUGAUGGGUGGCGCCCUCGCCCACUUCAUCGGUAACACCCUUUUCGGCUACUCUUAUGGUGUCUUGAAUAGCGACAUCCCCCGGCACGAUGCCUACUGCGGGCUGCGGAAGGAUCUCAUGCCGGCAGCAAGCUGCACGACGGUGGAGGAGCUCGAUGAGGUGGUAUGCUUCGGUCUCGCCCACGAUGCCAAUGCAACGUCAGCUGCACACUGCCGGCAGAACUGCUGCGAGGAUGAGUACUGCAGCGUGUGGCAGGUCAUGAGGAACAACCAGUGCUGGCGAGGCCGCAGCCACGACUGCACCGCGCUCCACCCUUAUGCCAAAGAGGUGGCAGUGGGGCAGCGCUUGCACUGA
This is a messenger RNA of Symbiodinium natans, 1494 nucleotides long. The record is from the annotation of a GenBank genome assembly. Lineage: Eukaryota; Dinophyceae; Suessiales; Symbiodiniaceae.